Molecule: messenger RNA, 1063 nt
Organism: Nestor notabilis (Kea)
Lineage: Eukaryota; Metazoa; Chordata; Aves; Psittaciformes; Psittacidae
Gene: ILF2
Product: interleukin enhancer binding factor 2
Exons: 12
Source: RefSeq, a predicted model, not a curated record
UCCCUUUAGGUUCCGGCCCUUUGUGCCGCACAUCCCCUUUGAUUUCUAUGUCUGCGAGAUGGCUUUUCCCCGCGUGAAACCGGCUGCCGAUGAGACUGCUUUCAGUGAGGCCCUGCUCAAGAGGAACCAGGACCUCGCCCCCACUGCUGCUGAACAGGCGUCCAUCCUUUCGCUGGUGACCAAAAUAAACAAUGUGAUCGACAACUUGAUUGUGGCACCAGGCACCUUUGAAGUGCAAAUCGAGGAGGUUCGUCAGGUGGGGUCCUACAAGAAGGGGACCAUGACGACGGGGCACAACGUGGCUGAUCUGGUGGUGAUCCUCAAGAUCUUACCCACCCUGGAAGCUGUGGCAGCCUUGGGAAACAAAGUUGUGGAAAGUCUGCGAGCUCAGGACCCUGGUGAAGUUCUGACCAUGCUGACCAACGAGACAGGCUUUGAGAUCAGCUCGGCCGACGCCACGGUGAAGAUCCUCAUCACCACGGUGCCACCCAACCUGCGCAAGCUGGACCCUGAGCUGCACCUGGACAUCAAGGUGCUGCAGAGCGCCCUGGCUGCCAUCAGGCACGCGCGCUGGUUCGAGGAGAACGCUUCGCAGUCCACGGUGAAGGUCUUAAUCCGGCUGCUCAAAGACCUGAGGAUCCGAUUCCCCGGCUUCGAGCCCCUCACGCCCUGGAUCCUGGACCUGCUGGGCCACUACGCCGUGAUGAACAACCCCACCAGGCAGCCCCUGGCUCUCAACAUCGCCUACAGGCGCUGCCUCCAGAUCCUGGCCGCGGGGCUCUUCCGCCCCGGAUCCGUUGGCAUCACGGAUCCCUGUGAGAGCGGGAAUUUCAGAGUCCACACGGUCAUGACGCUGGAGCAGCAGGACAUGGUGUGUUACACUGCACAGACCCUUGUCCGCAUCCUCUCCCAUGGAGGCUACAGGAAAAUCCUUGGCCAAGAGGGGGAUGCCAGUUACCUGGCUUCGGAGAUGUCCACGUGGGACGGAGUGAUAGUGACGCCUUCCGAGAAGGCUUAUGAGAAGCCUCCAGAGAAGAAAGAAGGAGAAGAAGAGGAAGAGACU